Messenger RNA from Ziziphus jujuba (common jujube), 2901 nucleotides. RefSeq names its product serine/threonine-protein kinase 1. The transcript has 18 exons. The record is from RefSeq and is a predicted model, not a curated record. The coding region runs from base 128 to 2644 and encodes 838 amino acids. Gene Ontology annotation, biological process: intracellular signal transduction; regulation of MAPK cascade; protein phosphorylation. Lineage: Eukaryota; Viridiplantae; Streptophyta; Magnoliopsida; Rosales; Rhamnaceae. Gene Ontology annotation, molecular function: ATP binding; protein kinase activity.
AGUCUCACAGUCCCAGGCAUGGCUUUGUUGUUGCUGCUGUUGUUCGACAAAUAGUGACGACAACAGAUAAAAAAAAAUAAUAAUAAAUAAAAAAACAAACUUUCUCACUCUUUUUUGCCACCAAAACAUGGACCAAACGACGGCGUCUCGCCGGAGCCGACUUAAACCCGAGCUCUACUCCACCGUGGUUAUCCACGACGACGACGACGACGACGGCGGUUCCGAUCGAGAACAACGGCGACGGAAGCCCAAAGGUUCGGGUCAAGAUGAAGACCUUUACGCGACAAUGGUAUACAAAGGCGAUGGCAGAGACGACGAGGAAGAAGAUGAGGACGAAGCCUCUCUUCCUCCUCUCCUUAAACGCCUUCCUAAAGACUUUGGCGGUGGAGCUCCGAUGGACUUCUUCGACGACGACGAUGGUGAUGAGGAAGGGAAUGAUUUUGGGACAAUGAUUGUAAAAACUGGUCGGAAUCGAAAUCGAAGCCGGGAUGGUUCGUCUUCUUCGUCGUCUUAUGCGAGGAGGUCUCAAUUCUCUGCGUUUUCGGAUUCAAAACCUUUAAGUCCUAGAAAGAGAGCGGAUUUGGAAGAUGAUGAUGAUGAUGAAGACGAUGAUGGUGGUGAUGGGUUCUCGACGUUUGUGGUGAGGCCGGGUGAUAGGGGAUUGUUGAGUGGGACGGUGAGGAGGGCUACUGGUCCUGAAUCCACCAUGGAUAGGGCUGUAGCGAGCAUGCAAGCGUCUGGGGAGUUGGGGUUUGGUGGGAGGCAGAAAAGGGGAAGUGGGUCGUCACAAGGGGAAGAGUUUCGCCAGCAAACCAAGAUUUCGUGCAGCUCAAUUCCAGACAGUGUUACUAAAGAAGAUCCUACCAUUAAGUACGAGUUGUUGAAUGAGCUCGGGAAAGGGUCUUAUGGUGCGGUUUACAAAGCUAGGGAUAAACUAACUUCGGAGUUGGUGGCUAUCAAAGUCAUAUCAUUGUCUGAAGGGGAGGAGGGAUAUGAGGAAAUUCGGGGAGAGAUCGAGAUGUUGCAGCAAUGUAGUCAUCCGAAUGUAGUUCGGUACCUUGGAAGCUAUCAAGGAGAAGAGUAUCUUUGGAUAGUGAUGGAAUACUGUGGAGGUGGAAGUGUUGCUGACCUGAUGAAUGUUACUGAGGAGCCUUUAGAGGAGUAUCAAAUAGCAUAUAUAUGUAGGGAAGCAUUGAAGGGCCUUGCAUAUCUGCACUCAAUUUUCAAGGUUCAUAGAGAUAUCAAAGGUGGAAAUAUUCUGUUAACUGAACAGGGGGAUGUCAAGUUGGGUGAUUUUGGAGUUGCAGCGCAGCUCACCAGGACCAUGUCAAAACGCAAUACGUUUAUUGGAACUCCACACUGGAUGGCUCCCGAAGUAAUUCAGGAAAGUCGCUAUGAUGGAAAGGUGGAUGUAUGGGCUCUUGGUGUAUCUGCAAUUGAAAUGGCUGAGGGACUUCCUCCUAGAUCAGCUGUACAUCCAAUGAGGGUUUUGUUCAUGAUAUCCAUCGAGCCAGCUCCGAUGCUUGAGGAUAAAGAAAAAUGGUCUCUUGUGUUUCAUGAUUUUGUAGCAAAGUGUCUAACAAAAGAGCCUCGCUUACGCCCUACUGCAUCUGAGAUGUUAAAGCACAAAUUCAUUGAAAAAUGUAAAAUUGGAUCCUCUGCAAUGUUGCCGAAGAUUGAAAAGGCCAAGCUUAUUAGGGCCUCGAUUGCUUUGGAAGCACAAAAUCAUGAUCCUGCUGUAGCAGAAGAUAAUACUCUGGUUGCUCCUAAAGUGAAUGAGGAUUAUGGAGAUACUGUUCCAGCGAGGCCUCCUGACGCUGGGCUUCAGGUGGCAAAUGAAGUUAAGACAUCUAGCACCAUGGAUAGCAUGGAACUGGCAGGGGAUGGUAAUUUUGGCACUUUCAUAGUUCAUGGUGGAGGCGAGAUGGAUGAGGCAGCCACUGACACACAAUUCUCCAAUGUUAAAGAGUCUUCGCCUGCUCCUGGACAUGUUAGAAAGCCUUCCAUUAGUUUUAUGGAAGGUAAAUCAGCUGAUAAAAGGUUGGAAAAUUUAAGUACUAUUGCUGAAAACAACAAUGUUGUUGGAGAAGCACAUCUUAGACAGACUGUACGGGCACCUUCUCCACUUCUAGUUGGUGCUGAACAGAACCUGAAGACAAAAAGCACAAUUCAGGUUGGAAGAGGCAGUAGUACACUGAGGAGUGAAACGAUUGGCCGAAAAGCCUUCGCAGUUCAAGAUAAGUUAUUAUCAUUGCAGCUUUGGUCUAUAUAUGCUGCUGGAAAUACAGUUCCCAUUCCAUUUUUGAGGGCAACGGAUAUAUCUCCCAUCGCACUCUUAUCUGACAAUGUAAUUGGAGGAAUGCAGCAAGAUAAUGAUAGAACUGUAGCUGUGGAAGCACUUCAGGAGCUUUUUACUGGUGAUGGCCAGUCCAAGAAGGGUAGAAGAGGGCAAAAUGAGAUGCCCCUUCCUCCAAGCGUUUACCAACGGCUCACUUCUAGUUCUACACUACUGAAUCUGACUCGAGCCCUAGCUUACCACAAAGUGUGCUAUGAAGAUAUGCCUCUGCUGGAAUUACAAGCAGCUCAAGAACAGCAAACCAUUCAAAAUCUCUGUGAUACAAUACGAACCAUUCUUCGAUUCUAAAGAUAAGAUGCUAUGAUGCAAAAUUGUAAUUUUUGUUUCUUCCAUUAGAUUAUGUAAUUAUAUUUUGCUUAUUUUUACCAUAUGGGAUUUUUUUUUUUUAGGGUGGAACAAAAAAAUAAAAAUAAAAUGCAGGGCGGCAAUGUGGUAUUUAAUGUAGGGAUACACCGUUCAAUGUAUAUUCUUUUGUCAGAUUUAGUUAAUUUUUGUUUUGAUUAAUAUGUGAAUAAUAAUAGCUUUUCAAAUAUUUUGCCUAACAA